Molecule: messenger RNA, 3232 nt
Organism: Anoplophora glabripennis (Asian longhorned beetle)
Lineage: Eukaryota; Metazoa; Arthropoda; Insecta; Coleoptera; Cerambycidae
Gene: stumps
Product: phosphoinositide 3-kinase adapter protein 1
Exons: 16
Coding region: 242-3154 (970 amino acids)
Cellular component (GO): cytosol
Molecular function (GO): transmembrane receptor protein tyrosine kinase adaptor activity; fibroblast growth factor receptor binding
Source: RefSeq, a predicted model, not a curated record
CUGGCAUGUGCGCGGUGUUUCCGAAAAUAAAUUCGCACGAACGUGAAAAUUCAUUGAGGUACGCCUUCGAUUUCUGAAUUGGGUUCGGAUUGAACUUUUGGAAUCGUUGAUCAGCCUGCCCGAUGACCGUCAGCCGUCCCAGAAGGGGAAGUGUUAAUGUGCCUUCCUAGUCACGUCCAGCAGCCUCUAGUAAGGCCCCAAGGCAGUUAGUUACGUCCACUACUCGACUCCAACAACAACAAUGGACUUCGACAACCCCUCGUACUUCUCGAUGGGCAACGGGGAGAGCGCCAGCAGCGCCUCCGAGUGCUCCCUCACGAGACAGCUGACGCCGCCGAGAGCCAAGAACGUCUGUCGCGACAAGAAGAGUUACCUGCGUUCGGUCAGCAGCAACUCGGCCGAUUCGAAUCAGGAGUUGCUGAUCAUGGGAGAGCCCAGGCUGAGCGACAUAGCUCCCGAUCUGGCCUUCAAGCAUCCCGCGAGCAGGUCCAACUCGCUGAAGAGCAACAGGGCGGACAUCGUCGGCGAUCUGAGCUACAUCCCCUUGGCCACCAGCGAGGAGCAGGCCGAUAGUCUCUCCGGAGACGAGGUGUUCAUCACGGAAGAGAGCGCAAGGUAUUACAACCUUCCGGCUGCCAAACGCAACGGCCACAGGAGGCACUCCAUUGGCACUUUCGUAGCUAGAGAUAGGACGUACAGCACGGCAUCGUCCUCGAGGAGCUUCAAAGAGGACUUCCCUCCGCAGGAGAAAGAGGGCGCCGCAAAAAACAUCGAUAUCGACGAUCACUCCCUCAGGCACGCAUCCUAUCCCAGAAAAAGGUGCACCAGGUGUACCAGGGGCGCUUCAUCAAAAAUGGCUAACAUGGACGACAUACUGAUCGUCUCGCUGAAAUGUAGCGACGCAGCCGCAUUGUGGGUAGAAUAUUUCUCCAACUAUUUCCAAGAGAUCAGCAAGCAAGCCAACCGGAAGCCCUUCAAGAUACAGUACUUGGACCUGGAAGAAGCCAUAAAGAAAUCCCCGGAAGAAUACAAGGAGGUGGCGGAUAAAACGUCCGGAGUCAAACUGCAGCUGGUAGUAGUUUGUCCCAGUUUCCUCGAAUUCAUUUCCGAAAAUCCAGAAGAAUCGUGUAACGUUGGAAAGCUUCUGUUGGCGGAUAGGACUCUAGCUCUCCUGCUGGGCGUUGCAGAUACCGACUUGAAUGAUGUUCACAAAAAAGUAUUGCCGACGUAUUUUCAGUGGCAGAGGCAAUGCGUAGGCCAAGACCAAGACGAGAACUUCACCAAGGAGUUCUUGGGACAGGCCAUGACGAUUCUGUCGAGAGUGUGGAAGCAGCAAAGUUCUGUUAUUGCACAGGAGAAGUCGUGUUUUUCCGUUACACCAAAGAAAAUUCGGCAGGGCCAGAACAGCGUGUUCAUCCUGCUCACCUAUCCUCUGCAGAAGGAGGACAUCGUCAAAAUAUCCGUGGAGAAGAACGGCGAACUGUACGAGAUCAAAUCGGUGAAGAGGCGCAACCCUUACAUCAUGAAGAUCACCGUCCCGGAAACGCUGACGGAGGUCACCGCCAUCGUCAACGUGCUGGUGGAGAAGAACGGCAGCAUCAUCGGCAGCCGGCCCAUCAAGUGUGAAAGCCGAUUGAGGGAGCUCGAGCAGAUUUUACGCUCCGCUAACAAUCCUGUGGAAUUCAUGUGCCAGACUUUGGGCUUCAGCCCCGCAAACAGGGACCACUUAGACAACUGGUUAGUUCAUGGAUUUCAAAGGAACCUACCCCCACAUUUCAACCUAUUAGCUAACCACCAUACCCCUUUCGCAGCCGCGGUACAAGCGCACAAACAUAGUCAUGAGGAAUUCCCCACUGUACUCCACUUCUCAACAAAAUUCGGUCUGGAAAAGCUAACCAUGCAACUAUUAGAUUGUCCUGGGGCUGAUGUAGCCUAUGAAAUAAGAAACAUCUACGAUAUGACGCCCUUGGAAAUAGCCGAGGCUAAUGGGUUCACAGAACUAGCCACUAUGCUCAGAGGAUACAUUAAUAUGAACGAAUUUACCAGCAUGUACGCAAAGUUGAAAGAGAUGAGCUUGACCCCAAAGUCUGAUGUUGAUGAUGAAGGCUACUUAAUGCCAAAAAACGUCCAAGACUUCUACAAAUUAUGCCCAGCGCCAAGACCCGUAAUACCCGAAAGUAACCACAUUGAGACUCCUUCGAGUGAGUGUGCAUCACCGUUGGGAGGUUAUAUGGCGAUGAAUACACCAGUAUAUAUACCAAAAGAAGAACCCAAAGAAAGCUCAAAAAAAUCCACAAUCGACGACCAAGAGCCCAUACCCCCAACUGAGAACCUGGAACCCGUGCCAAAAAACCACAAACACAAGAAGAAAAUAGACGUUAUAGAAGAUAAAGUACAAAAAGAAUUGGUGGAGAUCAUCAAUGAUUUUAAAAAUAAUGUACACUCCAUCUCCCAAGUAGAAAAACUAGUUGAAGAAUGGAAGAACCGCAACGAUGUACAGAAAUCGUUCAAAGAGAAACAGGAACAGCUGAUGGAGAUGAGGGUGCGCUAUGAACAAAUCCAAACUGAACUAAAGACUGCCAUGAAAAAACCCACACCGUUCGAGAGAAUCAAAAAGAUGUUCUGGAAAAACAGGCAUGACAAGCAAGAGGUGGCAACACCCAUCUUGAAUGCUGGUAUGCCUAGUAUAACAAUUGUACAGUCUCAAAGGCCAAUCAGUAGUCUGAGCACUUCCAGCUCUGGAUCUUCUGGGAGAAUGAGCACCAUCAGCGGAUGUAGUCUGGGGGACAGUGGAACGCAUUCAGAUAACGAAGAUCGGAAGAUGAUGCUAGGAAGCCACUGCGAAGAUGAUUUCAGAAGUGACCUGAACAAAGCAGUACUGGAGCUCAACUACACACCUGUACCUGCGCCUAAACCCGUGAAGAUGUUCCCCACAAGGCACACUUUUGAAACGAUAGAGGAAAAACCAGUUACAAGGCCUGACAAUUUACCACUGAACGAGGAAUAUUAUAUUCAGUUUCCUCCAUCUGGUCUGCCUGUACAAGGAACUGAAAAAUCAGAACAAGAUCAAAUGUCUACGAGUGAAUACAUGAAUGUGACAGCUAGUACAAGUACACACGAAUAUAUGAACUUUAAAGUUCCACUGUCAAGAUAAUUCAUUGUAUUAUAAUAAUAAUAUAAUAAUAAAUGUUUAGUAUUAAAAAUAUAUUUAUGUAAUUAUUUAUUUAUUACU